GCUACCUUAUCGAACCAUGGGAUGAAGAUCUAUGGAGUCAAUAAAAAAAUUUUUAGUCUGUACCAGAACAAAGGUUGAACUCGUGUUUGAAAUCACAUCAUCUGCAUUCGUACGACACGACACGAACACCAAACUUGGCCUCUCUUCGCCUCAGGGAUUCCUCUCCGAGACUCCACAGAACGGACUUGCCCCCCCAGAGUCACUGCGUGUUCUUGUUGACUAUUCCGUGGAGAAUGCUUGACAAUUGAAUCUCCGCGACAUUGAGCUACGGUGUUAUCUUUGUGGGGGAACUGUAGUUAUGGCCCAGUUAGAGUCGCUGUGUUGCAAAGCAGAAGAGGUUGAUAUUGAGGCUUAUCUAUGCUGGCAUUGAUAAGGAGGCUCACUCCGAGGAGAAAGGUUGAUACGGGAACUAGUUAAGGCAGUGAAUAUUCCCGAUCGAUACAACACACAAAAAUAGCUCGAGGGAAUCUAAUACCCGGAUCUGAGUGAGGAAUCUAAUUGAGCGACUCUCGACAAUAUCAUUCCCUAUCCAGGACUUGAGGAUAUCUUUUCAAGAUACGACCAAGAUAAGGCCAAGAAAGAGCAGUGACAAUUGUAUACUGAGUUGUUAUUAGGCGGUAUUCGAGAUGGCUUCAUCCUUCACCGAGACUCAGAUUAGUCAACAACCCACAAAAGCCUUGACCGGACGGUGAAACUACGAGUUGGAGCAUAAUAUUUCGCCAGAAACCGGAUGCGAUUUAAUAUGAGAAUCACCCCGAGACCUCAUAUCAUGCUCUGUCGUGGUGUGUUGCGACGUACGAGCCCUUGGUGAGAAUAUUGCUUCUCCGCGGAGGCCAAAACGCCUCUACCGUGCGGGCGCAGUCGCUGAUUGGUCCCUCAGCCACAGCGCGCUGUCUCCUUAUCAGAGAUCAGCCCUGGCCGAGAACUGCAAAUGCGCUCACGUUCUAUGGACCAACGGCGGAAAUGCUUAGCACGAGCUGGACUAUCCCGGAGAUGUACGUUCUAGAUAGGGAGAUGGGAGAAACAUCAGAGGGGGAUCCAUAGUUUGUGGUCUUGAGGUACAGAAGACCCUCUUUUUGUAACAGGCUCUGAUAUUCACUUAUAACCAUGACGGACCAUGGUAUUCCCUUCUAUCUUUUGGGUUUCUCUCCCAAGUAUACUUGUUUUAAUAUUGACUUAUCAAAAUGGCUGCAACAGCACAAAAACGUGUGGUGGUCGUUGGCCUGGGUAUGGUGGGCAUUGCUUUCAUAGAAAAGCUGCUCAAGUAUGACGCCAAAUCAAAAGAAUAUGCAAUCACAGUCGUUGGAGAAGAACCAUAUCUCGCCUACAACCGAGUAGGACUCACAACAUUCUUCGAGCACCGAAAGGUCGAAGAACUAUACAUGAACCCAGCAGAAUGGUACACAGAAGCUGGAAGCUCAUUAAACUGCCACAUCAACACAAAAGCCACACACAUCAACACCGAGGAUAAAUUCAUCGAGUGCGCAAACGGCGAGAGCUACCCCUACGACAUCCUCGUCCUCGCCACCGGUUCAGACGCUAUUCUUCCCCGUAUGCUCAAGGGCUGGGACGCAAAUGGUGUUUUCGUCUACCGCACAAUCGAAGACUUGAACAGGCUUAUCAAGUUCUCCACCGACAAGAAGGGCACCAAUGGAGCUGUCGUUGGUGGUGGUCUUCUCGGUCUUGAGGCGGCAAAGGCCAUGCUCGAUCUUGAGACCUUUAACAGAGUCGAUGUCAUUGAAAAGGCUCAGUGGGUUCUCACAAGGCAGGUCGACGAGACUGGUGGUAAGAUGGUAGCGGAUCAGGUCUCGCAGCUUGGUGUGAACCUCAAUCUCGGGAAGGGCGUAUCGAGCAUGAAGACUGAUGAGAACAACAACCUCACUGGAGUUAUCUUUGACGAUGGCUCAGAGAUCAGCUGCUCGACACUAUGCUUCGCUGUUGGUGUCAAGCCAAGAGAUGACCUCGCUAGAAGCGCCAACCUCGAGGUUGGACAGCGCGGUGGUAUCGUUGUCAACGAUGACUUGAGAACGAGUAUGCCCGAUAUCUACGCCAUUGGAGAGUGUGCUAGCUGGCGUGGUAUGGCUUACGGUCUUAUCGCUCCUGGUGUGGCCAUGGCCGAAGUCGUCGCUUUCAACCUCACACAAGCCAAGCUUCACAGCCCCCAGACCUUCAAGACCCCCGAUAUGAGCACAAAACUCAAGCUCCUCGGAGUCAACGUCGCUAGUUUCGGUGACUGCUUCGCUGAUCGUGAUGGUCCUGUGACGCUUCCUCCCAAAUACGCCAGGACACUCGUCAAUGGUGACGCUAAAGAGCCCAAAUCUGUACAAGCUCUUACAUACAAAGACCCCUUCUCGAAUGUGUACAAGAAGUACAUCUUUACUAAAGAUGGAAAGUAUCUCCUCGGUGGUAUGAUGAUUGGCGACGUCUGUGACUACGUCAAGCUUCUACCAAUGGUCAAGGCGCAGAAGGAGCUUGAGAUUUCUCCCAGUGAACUCAUUCUCGGCGCCAAGAAGGACGGCGGUGAGGAUACUGAUGAUCUUGACGACGAUGCUCAGGUGUGCUCGUGCCACAACGUCACAAAGGGCGAUAUUGUCAAGGUUGUCAAGGAUGGCACUUGCAAGGACGUUGCCAGUAUCAAGAAGUGCACAAAAGCCGGCACCGGCUGUGGAGGUUGUGUUCCUCUCAUCACCACCAUCUUCAACAAGACAAUGGCUUCUAUGGGCCAGGAGGUCACCAACUACGUCUGCUCACACUUUAACCACUCUCGAGCUGACCUGUUCAACAUCAUCAUGGUCAAGCGCCUCAAGAACAUGGGUGAAGUGAUGCGCGAGGCUGGAAACGACAAGGAGGCUCUUGGUUGCGAGCUGUGCAAGCCUGUGGUAGCGAGCAUCAUGGCUUCGCUGUGGAACAGGCACGUUAUGGACAAGACCACCCACGGUCUCCAGGAGACCAAUGAUCGCUUCUUAGGUAACAUCCAGCGAGACGGUACCUACUCUGUCGUCCCCCGUGUAUCCGGUGGUGAGAUUACUCCUGACAAGCUUGUGGUCAUCGGCGAGGUUGCCCAGAAGUACAACCUCUACACAAAGAUCACAGGUGGUCAGCGUAUCGACUUGUUUGGUGCCCAGAAGCAGGAUCUUCUCGAUAUCUGGGGCCAGCUUGUUGCUGGUGGUAUGGAGUCUGGUCACGCUUAUGCCAAGUCUCUGCGAACCGUCAAGAGUUGCGUUGGUUCUACAUGGUGUCGAUUCGGUCUGAGUGACAGUGUCGGUAUGGCCGUUCGUCUGGAGGAGCGAUACAAGAGUAUUCGAGCCCCUCAUAAGAUCAAGGGUGGUGUGAGUGGUUGUGUGCGAGAGUGUGCUGAAGCUCAAGGCAAAGAUUUCGGUUUGAUUGCCACAGAAAAGGGCUGGAACAUCUUCGUCGGCGGUAACGGUGGUGCGAACCCUCGCCAUGCCGAGCUUCUAGCCAAGGAUGUGCCCCCAGCUGAUGUCGUGACAAUCCUCGACCGAUAUCUCAUGUUCUACAUGCGCACAGCCGACAAGCUUCAGCGAACAGCCCGCUGGAUCGAGAACCUCCCCGGUGGUAUCAAGUACCUCCAAGAGGUCAUCCUCGAGGACAAGCUCGGCAUCAAUGCCUCGCUCGAGGCGCAGAUGGAAGAACUUGUCGACAGCUUCUUCGACGAGUGGGCUGAAGCUAUCAAGAGCCCUGCCAUCGCUGCCAAGUUCAAGCAGUUCGCCAACACAAACGACACAACACGCAACAUGGAGCUUGAAGAUGACCGUGGUCAGAAGCGACCAGCUUUCUGGCCCGCGGACGCUGCAGCUACAGACAACUUCUCGGGUCUCAAGGACAAGUGGUCCAUGACUUCUUGGGAACCCAUCAUCGAAUCUUCAUACUUUGACGGUGCUGACGAGUUGCCAAACGGUAUCUCCGCCACUAUCAAGCGUGGUGACACGCAGCUCGCCAUCUGGCGCAUCAAGGGCGUCUACUACGCUACUCAACAGAUGUGUCCUCACAAGCGUGCAUUCAUCCUCUCCGACGGUCUUAUCGGCCAAGAGCCCAACAAGGCUGUGACGAGUGGUGAUAAGGAUGGUGCUUCACCCUGGGUCUCAUGUCCUCACCACAAGCGCAACUUUGACCUCGGCAACGGUGCUUGCAAGACAGACGAGUCUCUCUCCAUCGCCACAUUCCCUACCGAGGCUCGAGCCGAUGGUAUGUUGUACCUCAAGCUUCCCCCUGUGGAGGAGCUUGAUGCUGCCUUGGGCACAAAGAAGUGGAUGGUCAAGAAGGGCGAGGCUGGUGAGGCGCCUCUCGCUAAGCUUGACAGCAAGAUCAAGUUUGUUGGAUUGAGAGGAAAGAAGCCAUAUGUCAAGCCCACUGGUGGUGCUAAGAUGACUACUAAGCCACUUGACCUCAUGAUGGCAGCGAAUGGUUGUGGCGGCGGUGCACCGGAAUGGUAGAGAAAAAGAAACAUAGAGCAUAAACAAGCUUAAGAUAUCAUGGUUCGGCGUUGGGGAUAUACCGGAACGGUUUGGUUUGGGUCAUUAUGAGUUAUGCUAUGUAGAGCAUAUAUAAAUACCUCUUUUUAUGUUACGUCAAGUUCAACAAGCGCAUGGUCUCCUUAUUAUCCCAUCAGUUUGAUGGCGAAAGAACCGGAUGAUAAACUCAUCAAAGAGCCUCCUAAGUUUAGGCAAAAUCUACCUACACUUUUCCAUUAUGUCGGAUUGGCGGCAAACGUUGCAUAUGGAUUAGUAUGAAUAUGCCACUCUAUAUAUAAUAUCCAUUUUACAAUCAUUGCCCACAUGCGCCGGUCUUCUGCAGGCCACCCCUUCAACACAAUAUUAAGGCCCAAGCUAAGGAGGUUAGAGAAUAAGCCCUGAAGAGCUGGUCGCGAUCAUAGCCCUCUCCUCAAAGAUCCUGGUGAGGUCUCUCAUUAUGGGUGUUAGUCACAGCAAUGACACCUCCGUCCUUCUCAAUAUCCGCAGGAAGGUUCCCGAGAGCCCGAUCACCAAACAUGAGAUCAAUUUCCUCAAGGGAUAUGCCCUUUGUUUCUCGAAAGGCAAAGAUAAGGGUGGGUAGUGUGAUGACAAGAUUGAAAGCUGUUGGUCUAAUUUAAUUGACUAAAGAAAAGCCCCGUAGUGUUUACUUACCAACGAAGAGGAAGUAAAACUUCCAGCCAAGCUCGUCGAGGGCAAAGGGACUGACUUGAUUCCAGAAAGUGCUCACAAGCCAGUUACCGAUACCCGUGGCGAAUGUGCAACCCUUUCCUCGGAUUUGACAUGGCAUAACCUCAGACAUGUACGUCCAGGAAACAGGGCCAAACGACAACGAGAAUAUGAUUGUGACACAGAAUAAGAAGGCAACCCCGGCAAUACUGAGGCCACGGUGUGUGCCAUCGACGUUCUGAGAGUUGACCGCACUCUCUAGGAUCAGAGCAAUGGUGAUGGCAAUAAUACCAUAGAUCAGAGGCCUCUUUCGGCCGAUCCUAUCAGAGAUGAAGGUGAUGAAAAACAGAUCUCAAAACUGUUAGUCUACGAACAGAAAAGCUAUUGAAGGAAAUAAGAUGUCCAACUUACUCGCAAGAGGGCCGGUGCAGUUGUGCAUGCCUGCAACCAGAAGAUUUGUCUUUCCAGUAAUUCCAAGCUUCUCGUACAUGAUGGUUUGGUAGUAACUAUGUACAUAUGUUAGUGAGUGUAUUAAACACUUGUAAAGUGAUUUCGGGUUUCGAGGAAUAGAUUAAAAGCUUACCCC
Messenger RNA from Fusarium verticillioides 7600, 5745 nucleotides. Its product is annotated as nitrite reductase [NAD(P)H]. The record is from RefSeq and is a predicted model, not a curated record. The transcript is spliced from 4 exons. The coding region runs from base 1185 to 4454 and encodes 1089 amino acids. Gene Ontology annotation, molecular function: 2 iron, 2 sulfur cluster binding; nitrite reductase [NAD(P)H] activity; heme binding. NCBI's taxonomy places the organism in Eukaryota, Fungi, Ascomycota, Sordariomycetes, Hypocreales, Nectriaceae.